AUGAAUGCCACCACUAACCUUCACAUUGAGGCCUAUGGAGCGGACACCUACCUCGUGGGAUAUUGUAUGGAUAAUCACCAACAUUGGAAUCCAAGCAGGCUGCGAUUGGAUGCCUGCCUUGGAGACAAUGGAGGACAUUUUCAAUGGGGUGGACAGGAGUUCACUGAGCGUGCCAGAAACAUUAGUUUCAAUCCCGAAGAAGGUGGAAGCCGUGCCCCCAUCCUGCGAGCUGAACUGCAGGACGACGCUGGCAGAUACUUGCAAGGGGAUGUAAAUCUGGCUGAAAGAAUCAAUAAUCGUGAUGGCUAUCUGCAGUUUUCUUGGUAA
Molecule: messenger RNA, 327 nt
Organism: Penicillium canescens
Lineage: Eukaryota; Fungi; Ascomycota; Eurotiomycetes; Eurotiales; Aspergillaceae
Product: CVNH domain-containing protein
Exons: 2
Coding region: 1-327 (108 amino acids)
Source: RefSeq, a predicted model, not a curated record